AUGCUAUGGCCAAAGGCCAAUAGGAAUCUAAUAUUGAAGAAAAUUGAGAAAUUUGAAGAAUUGUCUAAAGCAUUAGACAAAUUGAAAAUCCACAUACCUUGUGAAUUUGCUAAGAAACCUAAAACACUACUUGAAGUGAGUUCUUUGAAAGCCACUGAAUAUAGAAAUUUUGUACUUUAUACUGGUAUAGUUGUAACUUAACCUGCUUUACAAGAUGAACAAUGGAAACAUUUUUUUGGUUUAAGUGUGUCAAUAAUAAUUUUAUUAAUUCCUGAUUAUGCAAAGUACCUUUCCAGUAUACUUUUAGAUAAUUUUGUUAAAAAUUUUGAAAAAAUGUAUGGCCAUCUAUCUCGCAAAACAUUAAUGGUCUUAAACAUAGUUAUGAAGAUUAUGACCAAUUUGGACUAUUGGAUAAUUGCUCAGCAUUUCCAUUUGAAAAUUACAUAUGCUUAUUAAAAAGAAUGCCGAGAAAGACAAACAAACAUUAGAACAAGUUGUAAAUAGAUACAAAAAAAUGUGUGAGUUGAAAUCAACUAUAAAAUUAAACAAAUUAUCAUACCUGUUAGCUGGAUUCCACAAAUGUACCCCUGUUUUAGUGUGUAGUUGUUUUUAAGGAUGAUGAUUCAGUUGAAGCUGUACCUUCACAUUGGUACAAAAACCAAAAAUGUGCUUGGCCAAGAAAAAAUGAAAAAAAAAAUGGUAGAUGCAUAUCAUUACUAAAUGUAAUUGAAUUUGAUUAUUUAAAACCAUGUAAAUUGGGUAAUAAGGGCUAUUGUAAGUAUAUCUGAUUAUAAUUAUACACAAUAACUAUGAUUUCAUUAAAAUAUAUUGUCUAAAAUGAUAUAUAUGGAUACCUCAUAGGUAUAGUAUUUGUACUAUAUAUGCAUAUUUAUAUAAAUAUAUCUGAUAUUACAAUAUAGUACCUAUGAUUAGCUAAAUAUACAUUUUUUUCGUAUAAUUUAUGUUUACAAUAGUUUUAAAAUGGUUUUUUUCCAUAAAUUUAUGCAAUACCUCAUAACGAAGCAAAAAGAUUUGAAAUUACCUUGGACCUAUCUACUACUGAACUAUCUAAAACAAUCUAAAACUUACACCAUGUAAAAAACAACAGAAAAAAAAAAUUGUAUGAUAUAGAAUUGUGGAGUCCAGCUUCCUGUGACGAUUUAAGUAAUUUAAAAAAAAUCAUAAAUAAUAAUACAUUGAUUAAUAAAGUAUUAUAUGUGUCCCUUUUGUAUUUUAAGUUGAACAAGAAGACAGCAACACAAGGUAUUUGUUAAAUACACAUAUGGCAUUGAACACUGUAAAUGGUAAUUCCUUAUAAUAUAAGACAAUCAUUGUUAACUACAGUUAAUAUUUUAGUAAAUAAUAAUAAUGAAACAAUUUUGUAUACUAUUUCAUUAAUAUAAUUUCAGAUAUACCAACCAAUUCAAUGGUACAAACAGAUAACAUUGCUAGUGGAAUAUUAAAUAUAAAAAUAAAAUUAAGUUUGUGUGCAGAACAUAAUUUACCAGGGUCUUCAAAAAUUCAGAGAGGUUAGUGAAAAAUAAAAUAAAAAUACUUAUAUAAAAACAUAUACAUAUAGGUAGUAAUUAUAAAAUUAAUAUUUAAAACAUUUUAAGUUGUAUGAAUUCAACUGAGUCCCAGCACAAAUUAUUAAAAUGUUCAUUAUUAAUUGUUUAUGAAUUAUGUCUGUGUAAGAUCAAAUUGAGAUACCCCAAAUGAUACAUUGGUAUAUUUAAUCAGUAAAUCGUUGAAAUAUUCCUUGUAUAAAAUAUUGUACAAUUAUUUAUAAUUUAAUAUUAAUAAAUAUAUUUUUAAAUUAGAUCCAGAAUUUUGAUUUAAAUACUGUAAUUUUUACAUCAUUUUCCCCAUUUAAAGUGACAAAUGAAGAAAAAAUUGCACCACAAUCUCAUCAGCCACUUCAAAGGUCCUAAAAGAUGUUUAAAGGAAUCCUAGUGUAAACAGAAACAGAACAAAUUUGUUGGAUUCGUCAGCAAACAUUCAACCUGCUCAAAAAGAUGAAGUUUUAGGUAGAUAUAAAAUGUAUUAUAUACAAAUUUAAAUAUAAAUUUAAGUCCUAAAACUAUAUAUAUAUAUAUAUAAAUAUAUAUAUAUAUAAUAUACAUUGUAUAAUAAUUUUUAUCAAUAAUAUGAUAUUUUUUAGAACUUUUCUACAAAAUGAAUCGCACUAUUUAUAACAUCGAGCAUGAUAUUAUGUCACUAUCAGACAAAGUUGAUAAUUUAAUAAACAGAUUUAAAAAAACUGUGAUUGGUUUUGGUGAGCAGUUAGCUGUUGAGAAUAUAUUUCAAAAAGAAAUAUUAUUUGAAAUCCUUCUGUUAGAAACUGAAGAAGACUUGUUGUUUGAAUCCAAACUUUCCAAACAGGAAUUCAGAAAAAAAAAUUGA
Molecule: messenger RNA, 2403 nt
Organism: Cinara cedri
Lineage: Eukaryota; Metazoa; Arthropoda; Insecta; Hemiptera; Aphididae
Source: the annotation of a GenBank genome assembly